Molecule: messenger RNA, 2271 nt
Organism: Lichtheimia ornata
Lineage: Eukaryota; Fungi; Mucoromycota; Mucoromycetes; Mucorales; Lichtheimiaceae
Exons: 1
Coding region: 1-2271 (756 amino acids)
Molecular function (GO): protein binding
Source: RefSeq, a predicted model, not a curated record
AUGUUGCCACGAACAAGCGCAAGGCUUGGAGCAGCUUUAUUGACAUCCACAGCAAAACGACGAGUCUCGCAGCCAUGUCGCCUUCACUUGACACGCCAUUCCUUGCUAGUCGACAAUUCACGAUCGGCCACGGGAUCUCACAAUCGCUUUUGCUACUCGACGCUGACAGCGAACGAUGAAUCGACAACCCUUGAACGUGCCAUUGAACAACACAAUUUGGCGCAGGCACGAAAGUCGUUUGAGCUCAUCAACCGAGGCAACGACAACUUGAGUCGAGAGACGAUUCGCAGCUUGUUGCUUAUUGCACGCAAGAGUCGUAAGCAAUCCGAUCUCGUGUUGGUGCAGGACAUUGUCAAUACCAUGGAGACACGGUUUGGUCUUGCUCCUCAGGCGUUCGAGUAUCAUGCUCUCAUGUAUGCGUAUGGUGUUCAUAAUCGACCUGAAAAGGCACACAAUGUUCUUGAGCAAAUGUCGCAGCAUGAUAUCAAAGCCAAUACAUUCACUUACAACACACUUCUUGGAUGCUACAAGCGAGCUGGCGAUACUCAAAAGGCGUUGCAGUUAUUGGAUGAGAUGAUGGAACGACAAAUCCCACGCGAUGUUGGCAGCUACAACACAUUGAUUCAUCUUUUGGCUGACACGGAUCGAGAGAUGGCAUAUCAACUCUAUGACAAAAUGCAACACGAUGGCGUCAUGCCCGACAAUUAUACCUUUUCCACUAUGCUCAACAUCGCCACCAAAGCAAACAAUACAACUAUAGGCGAUCGUGUAUACGCAGAUAUCCUCGUCAAAAAGAACGCCAACAUCGACUUGUAUACACUGAACAACAUGUUAGCAUACAAGGCAAAUGCUGCACAGGAUCUUCAAGGUGCUCUCGACCUCUUUUAUACUCUUCCAAAAAGCUUGCGCCCUGACGUGGUCACUUACAAUCUUUUACUCGACGCAUGUCUCAAGCUCGACAAACCAGAACAAGCUUUCAAAUUAUUCGAUGAGAUGCACAACAAAGCUGGAUGCGCUCCCGAUGUGGUCACCUAUGGCGCGUUGAUGGAUGCAGAAGCACGGCUUGGUAAUGUGGAAGGAGCACUGAAACGCUUUGAUGAAAUGAUUCAACAAUCGAUUGCACCCAACGACCGAGUCCUUUCGUCACUCGCCAACCUUGCAUCACAAGAAAAAGAUUCGACGCAGCUGGAUCGGAUAUUGACGAUAGUGGAACAGCAUAGCAACAACUCGCCUUUACAAUUGGAUACGCAAGCAUACAAUGGGCUGCUAAGUGGACUCGCCAAACAAGGUCGAUCUUUGCAGGCACAAAACUUGUACGACAAGGUGUUCCGAUACAACACUCAAAAGGCUGAUAUUGCGACGUAUACGAAUUUGAUGUUGGCGUAUAUCAAUGAUGAGCUUGUGGAUGAUGCUAUGGAUAUUUACUAUGAGCUGCGUGAGUUUGUGCAUGGAUCAGAUGCUGGCAAGGAGCGUUUCAACAUGGAUGCGACAUUUUACACCACGCUGAUAUCGGCCAUGACACGGUUGCCAGGACAAGAACUUGAUUUGGGAGAUCGACCGGCGCCCAAUUAUGCAUACACCAUUGAUGAUACACCGAUUCAAGGACUGGAUGGACGAUCACAACCUAUGCUUUUGACAGCACUUGCAUUAUUCAACGACAUGCGACGAUCGAUGAUACGGCCCAAUGCACAUGUAUAUACCGCCAUAUUGCAUGCAUGUGCAAAGUACAAGGAUGCGUAUGUGUUGGAGCAGGUGCACAAAUUGAUUCGCAUGGAUUUGUACUUUGAUCCGGAUACAGCAGUCUACAACGCGUUAAUGAAUGCAUACAACCGAGUUGGGGAUGGCCAUAUCGUGCUGCAGAUGUGGGAGAUGUUGGCUCUUUCCUCAGCCCCUGAAACUGCCAUUGAUCAAACCACCGUUUCCAUCGUCCUCGAUAGCUGUGGUCACAAUGGAUACAACUACCAUGCACGUGAUAUUUGGCAUACGCUUAAGCAAUCCGGAUUCGAGCUCAAUACCAACAACUAUUGUUCUUAUGUGGAAUGCCUAUGUCGAAGCAAGGGUCGAGAUGGCUGGGAGGAAGCGAAAAGGGUGGUGGAUGAAGAAAUGCGGCCUGCUUACUCCGCCAAUUCACUCGUUGACCCACGCCCCCUCGUGGAUGACAAGACUGUAAAUACUCUGAUCAGCUUUGCAAAAAAGAAGGAUUUCUCUCAAGAUGAAAUUGAAGCACUCGAGCUUUGGAAGAAUGAUAUAUUGCAUCAUGAUAGACAAUAG